Messenger RNA from Thermothielavioides terrestris NRRL 8126, 1019 nucleotides. RefSeq lists its product as uncharacterized. Gene Ontology annotation, biological process: ergosterol biosynthetic process. The transcript has a single exon. Bases 160 to 930 code for a protein of 256 amino acids. The record is from RefSeq and is a predicted model, not a curated record. Lineage: Eukaryota; Fungi; Ascomycota; Sordariomycetes; Sordariales; Chaetomiaceae. Gene Ontology annotation, molecular function: iron ion binding; C-4 methylsterol oxidase activity.
CCGCAGUUCCCUCUUGACCCCGUGGGUCUCCGUCAGGUGUCAAUGCCGAGGCAAGACGGCCCCGCAGACAGACAAAGAGAGAUCUGGAAACAAGUCGCCAUCUCUACUCCGUACAUCGCAUCACUUGGCCACCGGACGGACUCGACAGCAUCGAACAUCAUGGCACUCCUGGAAUACAGCAUCGCGUCGCUCUGGGCCAAGACGGUCGACACGUACAGCCCGCGACAGAUCGAAUUCUGGGGCACGCUCGCCGUCCAAGUCCUCUUCUUCUGGGUCCCCGCGCUGUCCUUCCUCGCGCUGGACUCCCUCUUCCCGGCCUUCUCAGCCCGCCACAAGAUCCAGCCGGCCGCCAAGCAGCCGACACGCGCCGAGAUCACCCACUGCGCCGUCGUGGUCCUGCGCAACCAACUGCAAUCCGUCGCCAGCGCCCUCGUGCUCCUGGCCAUCUCCCACCUGCGCAACAGCCCGUCCCCCUUCCGCAUGCCCCCCACGCUGCCCACCGCGGCCGAGCUCGCCCGCGACCUCCCGCUCUGCCUGCUCGCGCGCGAGGUGGCCUUCUACUACACGCACCGGCUGCUGCACACGCGCGCGCUGUACCGGGCCGUGCACAAGACGCACCACGAGUUCACGGCGCCGGUCGCGCUGGCCGCGCAGUACGCGCACCCGGCCGAGCAGCUGCUGGCCAACACGCUGCCGAUCGUGCUGCCGCCGCUGGCGCUGCGCACGCACGUCGUCACCAUGUGGCUGUUCCUCGCCGCCAUGCUGCUCGAGACCGCCACCGUGCACAGCGGCUACGACUUCUUUGGCGGCGUCGCGCGCGCGCACGAUCGCCACCAUGAGCGCUUCAGUGUGCACUUUGGCGCGUACGGCUGGAUGGAUUGGCUGCAUGGCACGGGGGAGCAGGAGCGCGGGAGGGUGAAGGAGGAGUGAUGGGAUUUUUAUUUGGGCGUCGAAAGGGGUCCUGAGUUAUCUAUGUUAAACAGUAGCAGGUUUAUAAGCAUACAACACCCUCCCUAAUG